CGCGAGAGUGCUGUCAGUGUUAAUAGUAGUGCCGUUGGUAUUCCAUGAAAUAGAAUCUGUUCUUAAGAACAAUCCUCUCCGCUCUAUUCUCGAGUAAACUCGCAAACGUCGAGAAGCGACAGAACCCAAUAUUAAACGAUCUCAUAUUGUAUUUGUUCCAAUCAAUAUUCGUUACGAUCUCGAACUUCGAGCGUUGAAUUCCUCGACGGUUCAUACGGUUUCAAGGAUGCAAAAAAUCAGAGAGAAAUUCAAUAUGGAUUACUCCAGUUUUAAAACUGAGGUCUCUAAACAAAGGAGGUCCGCGACCACCAGGGAAUUAACGAAAAUAGCGUACUCCGCGGGGAACAACGUGGUGUCUCUGGCCGAGGGAAUGCCGAACGAGAAAACGUUCCCGUUUACUGAAAUCUCCGUCAAACUUAAGGAUGGAUCCUCGUUCACCCUCGAAGAGAGGGACCUGGCCGUCGCGCUGCAGUACCUUCCCACGCAGGGUUACCCGCCGCUUCUUCAGAGCCUGAGGGAGUUCCAGCGAAGGGCGCACGCACCUCCCUUGUGGGAGAGCCGCGACAUUGUGAUCGUCUCCGGAGCUCAGGACGGAUUAAGCAAAACUCUCGAGGCUAUAAUCGGGCCCGGUGAUCCGCUCUUGGUGCACGAUCCUUUUUAUCCGGGCGUGGAAGUUGUGGUCGCGCCCUAUAAGGCAGAAUUGAUCCCCAUCCCGCAAGAUGAGCACGGUGUCAUCCCGGAGAUUCUCCGGGAAACGUUGAGAAACAGGGAACUCGCCGGCAAGAAAAUGCCCAAGCUCAUGUACAUAAACGCCACCGGGACCAAUCCCACCGGCGUUGUUAUCCCGCUCGAAAGGCGGAAGGAGAUAUACAGUAUUGCCUGUGACUACAACUUCUUGAUCCUUGACGACGAUCCUUACCAUUUCAUGCACUUUGAAGAUGAAGAACCUAAAUCGUUCUUGUCGUUGGACACGGAAUGCCGUGUAAUAAGGUUGGACUCCUUUUCGAAAGUGAUCAGCAGCGGUAUUAGAUUAGGAUUCAUCACAGCAGCAGCGCCGUUAAUCGCGAGCAUAGAACUCCACUUGCAGAGCAGCCAUCUCCAUGCCCCUACAUUAUCACAGGUGAUAAUGUACAGAUUAAUGAAAGCCUGGGGAUACGAUGGACUAAUAGACCAUUUCAUGAGUAUAAGGUAUUUCUACAAGCAGCGCAGGGACGUUAUCGCGGCGCUCGCAGAAAAACACUUGAACGGUUUGGCAGACUUCACUCUGCCAAAGGGAGGAUUCUUCCUCUGGAUCAAAGUACGAGGCAUCCAGGAUACUUGGAAGAUGAUCAUGCAGCGAGGAGUUAAGGAAGGCGUAAUAAUGGCGCCCGGCGGAGCCUUCAUGAAGGAUACCACUAAACCUUGCAAUGCUGUCAGAGCGAGCUUUGCAAAAGCUUCUUACGAAGAGAUGGAUCUGGCGUUACGAAGAUUGGCGGAUUUGAUCAGAUACGAAUUGCGGCACAAUUAUCGGUUAAUGAAUGGAAAUCCGUAGUAUUAACGGUGGUAUUACGAUUCUGAAUGUAGUAUACCUUGCAUUUUCGACGUUACCAGCAGUGAGUAACGACCGACUAUGUGAAUAGAGUAGUCUAUUCGUAGGGAAUAUCGUACAUUGGUAAAGAUGCGAUAAUUUCAUCGAUUGCUGAGAAUUUACCGACUACUGAUACGUUAGUUCGAAAACUAGAGAAUUAUUUAUACCUAUGAUAAAUAAGUCUUCGCAUAUUAUUUGUCAAUAUGAUUCCUAGAGGACGCUAUAAGACCAAACUUUUUCUUUGAUAUUUCUAAUUUCUAAUUGGUUAUCGUUUUUUGUAUCGUUCAAAGCGCGAACUCAAAUUUGCGUUAUAUAGCGACGGUUUCGCUAGCUAUCAUCGUCUCAUUGUCUUAAUAUUGUCAUCAUUAUUUUCAUGAUCAUCAUUAAGUUGUAUUUAACCGUUUCCAAAAAUGCAAAGCGAACUUUGUAUUUUAUUGUGAUAUAUGUAUACGAAAGCGAUUUUUUUUAUUUAUCAAAUAACGGCGAAGUAUUGUAUAUUAAUUGGAGUUUUGUUAAAUUUAUCGUUUUGUAAAUAAAAUUGCGUUGAUUAUA
This is a messenger RNA of Nomia melanderi (Alkali bee), 2119 nucleotides long. RefSeq names its product kynurenine/alpha-aminoadipate aminotransferase, mitochondrial. Lineage: Eukaryota; Metazoa; Arthropoda; Insecta; Hymenoptera; Halictidae. Gene Ontology annotation, biological process: biosynthetic process. The record is from RefSeq and is a predicted model, not a curated record. Gene Ontology annotation, molecular function: L-kynurenine:2-oxoglutarate transaminase activity; pyridoxal phosphate binding.